Molecule: messenger RNA, 1126 nt
Organism: Gigantopelta aegis
Lineage: Eukaryota; Metazoa; Mollusca; Gastropoda; Neomphalida; Peltospiridae
Exons: 2
Coding region: 365-901 (178 amino acids)
Source: RefSeq, a predicted model, not a curated record
GAAAGUUUGUUAAUAUCGAUUUGUUUUUGUCGUGCCGACAAGAGUUGUCUGCUUCGGUAAUGAAUCAAAGUGGUGCCAGUGACACUGCCAGAUAUACCGCUAAAGGAUAUAAAGUUGAAUCCCGUUGGCUCGCACUCCGUCGGUGCUCGAGAAAGUGUCGACCUAACCAUUCUGUCAACAACGUGACAGUGUAACAGGGGACUUCGUUUUUGGUUCGAGCAUUGCGGUGUAUACGAGAAUUGCGGUGUAUUCGACCUUUCCGAAUUCGACCCAACGAGAUUCUAGUGAAUAUAUAUGACUUGGGACACAAAUGACUAACUACUAGUAUAUAUUUAAUUCUUACUGACAUCAUUUGUUUGAUCAAAUGUCUGCUACAGACGAAAGACAUCUUGGAAAUACAGACUCCAAAGAAUCUCGAACCCAAACGCUACCGACCGUUGACGUUGAGGACCAGUCUGCAGAGGAAAAAAGACGUACCGUGGAAUCUUAUAUUGAACACAAACGCGAACAAACGGCGACCGACAAGCAGGAAGUAGACUCUUUUGUCAUUGCCGAAGGAUUUAAGAACACCGAAGACAACAGGCAUCGCGAAGCAACAGUGACGGUUCCUUUCUUGGUACGAAAAACCGCUUCCAGAAACCUGGUGCCGUCACCGUGGAGAAGUAUCACCCAGCUCAUCGUAGUGUCCUACGUCAGUGUCUUGUUCUGUGUGGUGACGGGAGCGUUCGCCAACCAUUACGCUUGGAAGGCGAUGAGAUGCCGGGAGCUGGGACUCCUUAGCGAAUCGAAAAAGUUUGCAGCGUCUUCGGCGUGUUGUAUUUACAUUAGCUUUGCUAUAGGAGCUGUGCUUCUGGUUGUUAUUCCACCCGUAGUGUGCUGUGUUAUACUGUCUAUGUGUUGAUUCAUUGUGAUCAAAUACAGUGAUGCAAGUUUGUCAGCUGAACAAUAUAAUACGGAAUGCUUUAUUUCUGUUAUAGUAGCCCGAAUACUCUGACUGUAAAGAGAGCUAGACGGCAAUCUGAUUAAAAUUAACUCUACUGGGUCUAGCCAGUAGAUCUAACAGCAUUGCAUGGACUGCCAUGUCCAGGUGACAUUUCAUCUAUAAAUAACAAUUUAAAUAUCGACU